Messenger RNA from Arabis nemorensis, 330 nucleotides. The record is from the annotation of a GenBank genome assembly. NCBI's taxonomy places the organism in Eukaryota, Viridiplantae, Streptophyta, Magnoliopsida, Brassicales, Brassicaceae.
AUGCAUCCCGMWGCUGUCACCAGUGGGUCAGAGAAGACUCUACCAUUUCCAUCUCUGAUUUAUCAAGUGCUGCAAUAUCAAAGAGAGGUUCCUYUGUUUCCACAUGAGGUGCCUGAGUSUGUAAAACCGUAUAAAGCAMUUCCGAAYKGUGGUAUGGGUAGGAGACAACAUCCAGUUCCAGGGCACGUGUAUGGCGUAUCUCUUGUAGCUGAUCUCAGGAAGCAGGCUCAAGUCCUUCUAGACAUUGCUGCUCGGAUUGAAGAUGUUUAUGGAGAAUGCAAUGCGAUGCAAUGCCUCUUUUGUUAUCCAACUUCGGAAUUACCUUUAUGA